This is a messenger RNA of Macaca mulatta (Rhesus monkey), 9520 nucleotides long. RefSeq names its product filamin B (gene FLNB). The record is from RefSeq and is a predicted model, not a curated record. Lineage: Eukaryota; Metazoa; Chordata; Mammalia; Primates; Cercopithecidae. Gene Ontology annotation, biological process: actin cytoskeleton organization. Gene Ontology annotation, molecular function: actin filament binding.
AGAGGCGGGCGGCCGCAGAGCAGCACCGGCCGUGGCUCCGGUAGCAGCAAGUUCGAACCCCGCUCCCGCUCCGCUUCGGUUCUCGCCACUUCGGCCCUUGGGCCUCCAAACACCAGUCCCCGGCAGCUCGUUGCGCAUUGCGUUCUCCCCGCCACCAGGAUGCCGGUAACCGAGAAGGAUCUGGCGGAGGACGCGCCUUGGAAGAAGAUACAGCAGAACACUUUCACACGCUGGUGCAAUGAGCACCUCAAGUGCGUGAACAAACGCAUCGGCAACCUGCAGACCGACCUGAGCGACGGGCUGCGGCUCAUCGCGCUGCUCGAGGUGCUCAGCCAGAAGCGCAUGUACCGCAAGUACCAUCAGCGGCCCACCUUUCGCCAGAUGCAGCUCGAGAAUGUGUCCGUGGCGCUCGAGUUCCUGGACCGUGAGAGCAUCAAGCUCGUGUCCAUCGAUAGCAAAGCCAUUGUGGAUGGGAACCUGAAGCUCAUCUUGGGUCUGGUGUGGACGCUGAUCCUCCACUACUCCAUCUCCAUGCCUGUGUGGGAGGAUGAAGGGGAUGAUGAUGCCAAGAAGCAGACGCCAAAGCAGAGGCUGCUGGGGUGGAUUCAGAACAAGAUCCCCUACUUGCCCAUCACCAACUUUAACCAGAACUGGCAAGAUGGCAAAGCCCUGGGAGCCCUGGUAGACAGCUGUGCUCCAGGUCUGUGCCCAGACUGGGAAUCCUGGGACCCGCAGAAGCCUGUAGAUAAUGCACGAGAAGCCAUGCAGCAGGCAGAUGACUGGCUGGGUGUCCCACAGGUCAUCACUCCUGAAGAAAUCAUUCACCCGGAUGUGGACGAGCACUCGGUUAUGACUUACCUGUCCCAGUUCCCCAAAGCCAAGCUCAAGCCAGGGGCUCCUCUCAAACCCAAACUCAACCCGAAGAAAGCCAGGGCCUAUGGCAGAGGAAUCGAGCCCACUGGAAACAUGGUGAAGCAGCCAGCCAAAUUCACUGUGGACACCAUCAGCGCCGGGCAAGGAGACGUGAUGGUGUUUGUUGAGGACCCAGAAGGGAACAAAGAAGAGGCACAAGUGACCCCUGACAGCGACAAGAACAAGACAUACUCUGUGGAGUAUCUGCCCAAGGUCACUGGGCUGCACAAAGUCACAGUCCUCUUUGCAGGACAGCACAUCUCCAAGAGCCCAUUUGAAGUGAAUGUUGACAAGGCCCAGGGAGACGCCAGUAAAGUCACUGCAAAAGGUCCAGGGUUGGAAGCUGUAGGGAACAUCGCCAAUAAGCCCACUUACUUUGACAUCUACACGGCAGGAGCUGGUGUGGGUGACAUUGGUGUGGAGGUGGAAGAUCCCCAGGGGAAGAACACUGUGGAAUUGCUCGUGGAAGACAAAGGAAACCAGGUGUAUCGAUGUGUGUACAAACCCAUGCAGCCCGGCCCCCACGUGGUCAAGGUCUUCUUUGCUGGGGACACUAUUCCUAAGAGUCCCUUCAUUGUGCAGGUUGGGGAAGCCUGCAAUCCAAAUGCCUGCCGGGCCAGUGGCCGAGGCCUGCAACCCAAGGGCGUCCGUAUCCGGGAGACUGCAGAUUUCAAGGUUGACACCAAAGCUGCAGGAAGUGGGGAGCUCAGUGUAACCGUGAAGGGUCCUAAGGGUCUGGAGGAGCUGGUGAAGCAGAAAGGCUUUCUGGAUGGGGUCUACGCAUUCGAGUAUUACCCCAGCACCCCGGGGAGAUACAGCAUUGCCAUCACAUGGGGGGGACACCACAUUCCAAAGAGCCCCUUUGAAGUUCAAGUUGGCCCUGAAGCAGGUAUGCAGAAAGUCCGUGCUUGGGGCCCUGGGCUCCAUGGUGGGAUUGUCGGGCGGUCGGCAGACUUCGUGGUGGAAUCCAUUGGCUCUGAAGUGGGGUCUCUGGGGUUUGCCAUUGAAGGCCCCUCUCAGGCAAAGAUUGAGUACGAUGACCAGAAUGAUGGAUCAUGUGACGUCAAAUACUGGCCCAAGGAGCCUGGCGAAUAUGCUGUUCACAUCAUGUGUGACGACGAAGACAUCAAGGAUAGCCCGUACAUGGCCUUCAUCCACCCAGCCACGGGAGACUACAACCCUGAUCUGGUUCGAGCAUAUGGGCCAGGUUUGGAGAAAUCUGGGUGCAUUGUCAGCAACCUGGCCGAGUUCACUGUGGAUCCUAAGGAUGCUGGAAAAGCUCCCUUAAAGAUAUUUGCUCAGGAUGGGGAAGGCCAACCUAUUGACAUCCAGAUGAAGAGUCGGAUGGACGGCACAUAUGCUUGCUCAUACACUCCGGUGAAGGCCAUCAAGCAUACCAUUGCUGUGGUCUGGGGAGGCGUGAACAUCCCGCACAGCCCCUUCAGGGUCAACAUCGGGCAAGGUAGCCAUCCUCAGAAGGUUAAAGUGUUUGGGCCAGGAGUGGAGAGAAGUGGUCUGAAGGCAAAUGAACCUACACACUUCACAGUGGACUGUACUGAGGCUGGGGAAGGUGAUGUCAGCGUUGGCAUUAAGUGUGAUGCCCGGGUGUUAAGUGAAGAUGAGGAAGACGUGGAUUUUGACAUUAUUCACAAUGCCAAUGAUACGUUUACAGUCAAAUAUGUGCCUCCUGCUGCUGGGCGAUACACUAUCAAAGUUCUCUUUGCAUCUCAGGAAAUCCCCGCCAGCCCUUUCAGAGUCAAAGUUGACCCUUCCCACGAUGCCAGCAAAGUGAAGGCAGAAGGCCCAGGGCUCAGCAAAGCAGGUGUGGAAAAUGGGAAACCGACCCACUUCACUGUCUACACCAAGGGGGCCGGGAAAGCCCCGCUCAACGUGCAGUUCAACAGCCCUCUUCCUGGCGAUGCAGUGAAGGAUUUGGAUGUCAUCGAUAACUACGACUACUCCCACACCGUUAAAUAUACACCCACCCAACAGGGCAACAUGCAGGUUCUGGUGACUUACGGGGGCGAUCCCAUCCCUAAAAGCCCUUUCACUGUGGGUGUUGCUGCACCGCUGGAUCUGAGCAAGAUAAAACUCAAUGGGCUGGAAAACAGGGUGGAAGUUGGGAAGGAUCAGGAGUUCACCGUUGAUACCAGGGGGGCAGGAGGCCAGGGGAAGCUGGACGUGACAAUCCUCAGCCCCUCUCGGAAGGUUGUGCCAUGCCUAGUGACACCUGUGACAGGCCGGGAGAGCAGCACAGCCAAGUUCAUCCCUCGGGAGGAGGGGCUGUAUGCUGUAGACGUGACCUACGAUGGACACCCUGUGCCCGGGAGCCCCUACACAGUGGAGGCCUCACUGCCACCAGAUCCCACCAAGGUGAAGGCGCAUGGUCCUGGCCUCGAAGGUGGUCUUGUGGGCAAGCCUGCUGAGUUCACCAUCGAUACCAAAGGAGCUGGUACCGGAGGUCUGGGCUUAACGGUGGAAGGUCCAUGCGAGGCCAAAAUCGAGUGCUCCGACAAUGGUGACGGGACCUGCUCAGUCUCUUACCUUCCCACAAAACCCGGGGAGUACUUCGUCAACAUCCUCUUUGAGGAAGUCCACAUACCUGGGUCUCCCUUCAAAGCCGACAUUGAAAUGCCCUUUGACCCCUCUAAAGUCGUGGCAUCAGGGCCAGGUCUCGAGCAUGGGAAGGUGGGUGAAGCUGGGCUCCUUAGCGUCGACUGUUCAGAAGCGGGACCAGGGGCCCUGGGCCUGGAAGCUGUCUCAGACUCGGGAGCAAAAGCCGAAGUCAGUAUUCAGAACAACAAAGAUGGCACCUACGCGGUGACCUACGUGCCCCUGACGGCCGGCAUGUACACACUGACCAUGAAGUAUGGUGGUGAACUCGUACCACACUUCCCUGCCCGGGUCAAGGUGGAGCCUGCCGUGGACACCAGCAGGAUCAAAGUCUUUGGACCAGGGAUAGAAGGGAAAGAUGUGUUCCGGGAAGCCACCACCGACUUUACGGUUGACUCUCGGCCGCUGACCCAGGUUGGGGGUGACCACAUCAAGGCCCACAUUGCCAACCCCUCAGGGGCCUCCACCGAGUGCUUUGUCACAGACAAUGCUGAUGGGACCUACCAGGUGGAAUACACACCCUUUGAGAAAGGUCUCCAUGUAGUGGAGGUGACAUAUGAUGAUGUGCCUAUCCCAAACAGUCCCUUCAAGGUGGCUGUCACUGAAGGCUGCCAACCAUCUAGGGUACAAGCCCAAGGACCUGGAUUGAAAGAGGCCUUUACCAACAAGCCCAAUGUCUUCACUGUGGUUACCAGAGGGGCAGGAAUUGGUGGGCUUGGCAUCACUGUUGAGGGACCAUCAGAGUCGAAGAUAAAUUGCAGAGACAACAAGGAUGGCAGCUGCAGUGCUGAGUACAUUCCUUUCGCUCCGGGGGAUUAUGAUGUUAAUAUCACAUAUGGAGGAGCCCACAUCCCUGGCAGCCCCUUCAGGGUUCCUGUGAAGGAUGUUGUGGACCCCAGCAAGGUCAAGAUUGCCGGCCCUGGGCUGGGCUCAGGCGUCCGAGCCCGUGUCCUGCAGUCCUUCACAGUGGACAGCAGCAAGGCUGGCCUGGCUCCGCUGGAAGUGAGGGUCCUGGGCCCACGAGCUGAUGGCACGGAUUCCCAGUCAUGGCGCAGCCCCUUGAAAGCCCUUUCAGAGUUCUUUAAAGGUGAUCCGAAGGGUGACUUUAAUGAGACAGGCCUGGUGGAGCCAGUGAACGUGGUGGACAAUGGGGAUGGCACACACACAGUAACCUACACUCCAUCUCAGGAGGGACCUUAUAUGGUCUCAGUUAAAUAUGCUGAUGAAGAGAUUCCUCGCAGUCCCUUCAAGGUCAAGGUCCUUCCCACAUAUGAUGCCAGCAAAGUGACCGCCAGUGGCCCCGGCCUUAGUUCCUAUGGUGUGCCUGCCAGUCUACCUGUGGACUUUGCAAUCGAUGCCCGAGAUGCCGGGGAAGGCCUGCUUGCUGUUCAGAUAACGGACCAAGAAGGAAAACCCAAAAGAGCCAUUGUCCAUGACAAUAAAGAUGGCACAUAUGCUGUCACCUACAUCCCCGACAAGACUGGGCGCUAUAUGAUUGGGGUCACCUACGGGGGUGACGACAUCCCACUUUCUCCUUAUCGCAUCCGAGCCACACAGACGGGUGAUGCCAGCAAGUGCCUGGCCACGGGUCCUGGAAUCGCCUCCACUGUGAAAACUGGCGAAGAAGUAGGCUUUGUGGUUGAUGCCAAGACUGCCGGGAAGGGGAAAGUGACCUGCACAGUUCUGACCCCAGAUGGCACUGAGGCCGAGGCCGAUGUCAUCGAGAAUGAAGAUGGAACCUAUGACAUCUUCUACACAGCUGCCAAGCCAGGCACAUAUGUGAUCUAUGUGCGCUUCGGUGGUGUUGAUAUUCCUAACAGCCCCUUCACUGUCAUGGCCACAGAUGGGGAAGUCACAGCCGUGGAGGAGGCACCGGUAAAUGCAUGUCCCCCUGGAUUCAGGCCCUGGGUGACCGAAGAGGCCUAUGUCCCAGUGAGUGACAUGAAUGGCCUGGGAUUUAAGCCUUUUGACCUGGUCAUUCCGUUUGCUGUCAGGAAAGGAGAAAUCACUGGGGAGGUACACAUGCCUUCUGGGAAGACGGCCACACCUGAGAUUGUGGACAACAAGGACGGCACGGUGACUGUUCGAUACGCCCCCACUGAAGUUGGGCUCCACGAGAUGCACAUCAAAUACAUGGGCAGCCACAUCCCUGAGAGCCCACUCCAGUUCUAUGUGAACUACCCCAACAGUGGAAGCGUUUCUGCAUAUGGUCCAGGCCUCGUGUAUGGAGUGGCCAACAAAACUGCCACCUUCACCAUCGUCACAGAGGAUGCAGGAGAAGGUGGUCUGGACUUGGCUAUUGAGGGCCCCUCAAAAGCAGAAAUCAGCUGCAUUGACAAUAAAGAUGGGACAUGCACAGUGACCUACCUGCCCACUCUGCCAGGCGACUACAGCAUUCUGGUCAAGUACAAUGACAAGCACAUCCCUGGCAGCCCCUUCACAGCCAAGAUCACAGAUGACAGCAGGCGGUGCUCCCAGGUGAAGUUGGGCUCGGCCGCUGACUUCCUGCUUGACAUCAGUGAGACUGACCUCAGCAGCCUGACGGCCAGCAUUAAGGCCCCAUCUGGCCGAGAUGAGCCCUGUCUCCUGAAGAGGCUGCCCAACAACCACAUUGGCAUCUCCUUCAUCCCCCGGGAAGUGGGUGAACACCUGGUCAGCAUCAAGAAAAAUGGCAACCACGUGGCCAACAGCCCCGUGUCCAUCAUGGUGGUCCAGUCCGAGAUCGGUGACGCCCGCCGAGCCAAAGUCUAUGGCCGUGGCCUGUCAGAAGGCCGGACUUUCGAGAUGUCUGACUUCAUCGUGGACACAAGGGAUGCAGGUUAUGGUGGCAUAUCCUUGGCAGUGGAAGGCCCCAGCAAAGUAGACAUCCAGACAGAGGACCUGGAAGAUGGCACCUGCAAAGUCUCCUACUUCCCCACUGUGCCUGGGGUUUAUAUCGUCUCCACCAAAUUUGCUGAUGAGCACGUGCCUGGGAGCCCAUUUACCGUGAAGAUCAGCGGUGAGGGAAGAGUCAAAGAGAGCAUCACCCGCACCAGUCGGGCCCCGUCCGUGGCCACUGUCGGGAGCAUUUGUGACCUGAACCUGAAAAUCCCAGAAAUCAACAGCAGUGAUAUGUCGGCCCACGUCACCAGCCCCUCUGGCCGUGUGACUGAAGCGGAGAUUGUACCCAUGGGGAAGAACUCGCACUGCGUCCGGUUUGUGCCCCAGGAGAUGGGCAUGCACACGGUCAGCGUCAAGUACCGCGGGCAGCACGUCACUGGCAGCCCCUUCCAGUUCACCGUGGGGCCACUUGGUGAAGGAGGUGCCCACAAGGUGCGGGCAGGAGGCCCUGGCCUGGAGAGAGGAGAAGCGGGAGUCCCAGCUGAGUUCAGCAUUUGGACCCGGGAAGCAGGUGCUGGAGGCCUCUCCAUCGCUGUUGAGGGCCCCAGUAAGGCUGAGAUUACAUUCGAUGACCAUAAAAAUGGGUCGUGCGGUGUGUCUUAUAUUGCCCAAGAGCCUGGUAACUACGAGGUGUCCAUCAAGUUCAAUGAUGAGCACAUUCCGGACAGCCCCUACCUGGUGCCGGUCAUCGCGCCCUCUGACGACGCCCGCCGCCUCACUGUUAUGAGCCUUCAGGAAUCGGGAUUAAAAGUUAACCAGCCAGCAUCCUUUGCUAUAAGGUUGAAUGGCGCAAAAGGCAAGAUUGAUGCAAAGGUGCACAGCCCCUCUGGAGCCGUGGAGGAGUGCCACGUGUCUGAGCUGGAGCCAGAUAAGUACGCUGUUCGCUUCAUCCCUCAUGAGAAUGGUGUUCACACCAUCGAUGUCAAGUUCAAUGGGAGCCACGUGGUUGGAAGCCCCUUCAAAGUGCGCGUUGGGGAGCCCGGACAAGCGGGGAACCCUGCCCUGGUGUCCGCCUAUGGCGCAGGACUCGAAGGGGGCACCACAGGUAUCCAGUCGGAAUUCUUUAUUAACACCACCCGAGCAGGUCCGGGGACACUAUCCGUCACCAUCGAAGGCCCGUCCAAGGUUAAAAUGGAUUGCCAGGAAACACCUGAAGGGUACAAAGUCAUGUACACCCCCAUGGCUCCUGGUAACUACCUGAUCGGCGUCAAAUACGGUGGGCCCAACCACAUUGUGGGCAGUCCCUUCAAGGCCAAGGUGACAGGCCAGCGUCUGGUUAGCCCCGGCUCAGCCAAUGAGACCUCGUCCAUCCUGGUGGAGUCAGUGACCAGGUCUUCUACAGAGACCUGCUAUAGCGCCAUUCCCAAGGCAUCCUCAGACGCCAGCAAGGUGACCUCUAAGGGGGCAGGGCUCUCGAAGGCCUUUGUGGGCCAGAAGAGUUCCUUCCUGGUGGACUGCAGCAAAGCUGGCUCCAACAUGCUGCUGAUCGGGGUCCAUGGGCCCACCACCCCCUGCGAGGAGGUCUCUAUGAAGCAUGUAGGCAACCAGCAAUACAACGUCACAUAUGUCGUCAAGGAGCGGGGCGAUUAUGUGCUGGCUGUGAAGUGGGGGGAGGAACACAUCCCUGGCAGCCCUUUUCAUGUCACAGUGCCUUAAAACAGUUUUCUCAAGUCCUGGGGAGAGUUCUUGUGGUUGCUUUUGUUGCUUGUUUGUAAUUCAUUUUAUACAAAGCCCUCCAGCCUGUUUGUGGGGCUGAAACCCCAUCCCUAAAAUAUUGCUGUUCUAAAGUGCCUUCAGAAAUAAGUCCUAGACUGGACUCUCGAGGGACCUGUUGGAGAAUCUUGAGAAAUGCAAGCUUGUUCAGUGGGCUGAGAAGAUCCCGCGUACACUAGGUGCCAACCAGAACUCUUGGUGGAGCAGAUCACCCACUGCAGCAGACAGACCGGGCACACGAUGAGACUGACGUUUCAGAAAAACAAAACUGGCUAGCCUGAGCUGCUGGUUCGCUCCUCAGCAUUUAUGAAACAAGGCUAGGGGAAGGUGGGCAGAGAAAAGGGGGACACCUAGUUUGGUUGUCAUUUAGCAAAGGGGAUGACUUAAAAUCAGCUUAAUCUCUUUCAGUGCCCGUGUUAAUGUAUUUGGCUAUCAGAUCACUAGCACUGCUUUACUGCUCCUCACUGCCAACACCACCAUGCUCUGUGGCCUUCUUACGCUUCUCAGAGGGCAGAGUGGAUGUGGUGGCAGCCGGGCCCGUAUGUCUCCCAAGUACCUGUACCCUCGCUCUGAUGAUUAUUUCUUGCAGAGUCACCACACGAGACCAUCCCGGCAGUCAUGGUUUUGCUUUAGAUUUCCAAGUCCGUUUCAGUCCCUUCCUAGGUCUGAAGAAAUUCUGCAGUGGUGAGCAGUUCCCCACUUGCCAAAGAUCCCUUUUAACCAACACUAGCCCUUGUUUUUAGCACAUGCUCCAGCCCUUCAUCGGCCUGGGGAGUCUUACCAAAAUGUUUAAAGUGACCUCAGGGGGCCCAUGGAUUAGCGCCCUCAUCCCAAGGCCUGUCCCUUGACUUAACACUCCACACCCGCCCCAGCCAGCUUCAUGGCUCACUUUUUCUGGAAAAUAAUGAUCUGUACAGACAGGAAAGAAUGAAACUCCUGCCGAUCUUUGGCCUGAAAGUUGGGAAUGGUGGGGGAGAGGAAGGGCAGCAGCUUAUUGGUGGUCUUUUCACCAUUUAGCAGAAACAGUGAGAGCUGUGUGGUGCAGAAAUACAGAAAUGAGGUGUAGGGAAUUUUGCCUGCCUUCUGCAGACCUGAGCUGGCUUUGGAAUGAGGUUAAAGCGUCAGGGACGUUGCCUGAGCCCAAAUGUGUAGUGUGGUCUGGGCAGGCAGACCUUUAGGGUUUGCUGCUUAGUCCUGAGGAAGUGGCCACUGUUGUGGCAGGUGUAGCAUAUGGGGCGAGUGUUGGGGGUAAAAGCCCACCCUACAGAAACUGGAGCAGCCCGAAGCCUGAUGUGAAAGGACCACGGGUGUUGUAAGCUGGGACAUGGAAGCCAAACUGGAAUCAAACACCGACUGUAAAUUGUAUCUUAUAACUUAUUAAAUAAAACAUUUGCUCCGUAAA